This is a messenger RNA of Recurvomyces mirabilis, 2151 nucleotides long. It is a transcript of the gene AGC1, whose product is annotated as mitochondrial aspartate-glutamate transporter agc1. The transcript has 2 exons. The record is from RefSeq and is a predicted model, not a curated record. Gene Ontology annotation, biological process: malate-aspartate shuttle; aspartate transmembrane transport; L-glutamate transmembrane transport. Gene Ontology annotation, molecular function: L-aspartate transmembrane transporter activity; L-glutamate transmembrane transporter activity; calcium ion binding. Bases 1 to 2151 code for a protein of 716 amino acids. Lineage: Eukaryota; Fungi; Ascomycota; Dothideomycetes; Mycosphaerellales; Teratosphaeriaceae.
AUGGCAACAGUGGUGGAAUCGGUCAAGGAGACGCUGGUGGGGACGGAGGAUGAGCCGGGGUUGUCGGCGACGAUGAGGGGCGAGUUCAUGCAGAAUGCCGUGAAGGAUGAAGAGUCAGAUGAGUGGUAUAUGGGUGAGAAGCAUUUCGUGGAUGCCAUUGCGCCAGAAGGAGAAGACUACCACAAGAUCAAGCGCGAACAGUACUCGAUCCUCUUCAACAUUGCCGACCGGAGGCGGGAAGGGCGCAUCAGUCUGCAAGAUUGGACCGUCUUCAACAACCUCCUCGCCAAACCGGACGCCGAGUAUGAGAUCGCUUUCCGCCUCUUCUCCGAUCCAUCGACAGGUCAGGUGGACUUCAACAGCUUCAAGGAGAGCUAUGCGCGCAAUAAGAAGAGCGACAGUAUACCCUUCAACUGGGACAGCGACUGGGCGACGCUGUACCUAGGCGGUAAGAAGCACAGGCACUCGAUGACAUACCCACAAUUCGCACAACUACUGCGUGGUCUACAAGGCGAGCGCGUGCGGCAAGCUUUCCUUCACUUCGACAGCAACGGAGAUGGUUAUAUUGAGCCAGAGAACUUCCAGCGCAUCAUUCAAGAGACGGCAUCACACAAACUCUCGGACCACCUCCUAGAAAACCUACCCACCCUAUGCAACAUCAGCCCAGGCUCGAAGAUCAGCUACGCAAACGUACGCGCUUUCCAGAACGUUAUUAAGGAGAUGGAUCUGGUCGAGCUCGUCAUUCGUAAUGCGAUUGGCAAGUCAGACGAUGGCAAGAUUACACGCGUGGAUUUCUUGAAUGAGGCGGCAAGGAUUACACGAUUUACGCUUUUCACACCCAUGGAAGUGGAUAUUCUGUUCCACUUUGCGUCUCUGGAUCAACCAUCUGGCAGACUGGGCAUCACAGACUUCGCACGUGUUCUGGAUGCGAGCUGGCAUCACACUGGAGCAGACAUUGGGCAGAAGGGUAUUACUGGUACUGCUGAGAAGGCGGUCGCAUCAUCGAAAACGCUUGCUCAUGACAUCCUCGUCUCGGCGCAUCACUUCGGUUUGGGUGCGAUAGCAGGUGCUUUCGGUGCUUUCAUGGUCUACCCUAUCGACUUGGUCAAGACUCGAAUGCAAAACCAGCGUGGCGCUCGUGUCGGUCAAAUGCUGUAUAAGAACAGCUGGGACUGCUUCACGAAAGUCAUCCGCAACGAAGGCUUCCGAGGUCUGUACUCUGGUGUGCUGCCGCAACUAGUUGGUGUGGCGCCUGAGAAGGCUAUCAAGCUUACUAUCAACGACCUGGUAAGAGGCAAAUACACUGACAUCAAGACUGGCAAUAUCCCAUUGUCAGCCGAGAUCCUGGCUGGUGCGACGGCUGGAACAUGUCAAGUCGUCUUCACGAACCCGCUCGAGAUCGUCAAGAUUAGACUACAAGUCCAAGGCGAGGCUAUGAAAGCAGCAGCACGAGAAGGCGAAACGAUUACCAAGCGUUCCGCGAUGUGGAUCGUGCGCCAUCUUGGUCUGGUCGGAUUGUACAAGGGAGCCAUGGCUUGUAUGCUUCGCGACGCUCCUUUCUCUGCAAUCUACUUCCCAACCUAUGCUCACCUAAAGCGCGACUACUUCGGCGAGUCGCCAACGAAGAAGCUCGGAAUUCUACAACUUCUCACAGCAGGUGCUAUUGCUGGUAUGCCAGCUGCCUACCUCACCACACCUUGCGAUGUCAUCAAGACCCGUCUACAAGUGGAGGCACGAAAGGGCGAGGUAUCAUACACUGGUAUCCGUGACGCAGCUCGCCAGAUCAUGAAAGAAGAGGGACCCAAAGCUUUUUUCAAGGGCGGCCCAGCACGUAUCCUGAGAUCCUCGCCACAGUUCGGGUUCACUCUUGCGGGCUACGAAGUCCUUCAAGGUCUGCUUCCACUACCUGGUGAACAUCCUGCAGAGAAGGAGCUCGGACCACGAGGCAGCAUCGAGCCGGCGACUGGUCUACAAGAAGCGAAAGCACCUCUACCCUACCUUCGCAGCAGAAAUGCCCUGAAAAUCAUUCUCGACCUCGAUAUCGGUUUCGGCAGGCCGAAGUUGUCUGCCGAAGCGGCCAACAGGACUAGCAGCUGGAUGGCGCCGUUGCGCAACUCUGUCGGGGCGGCGUCGGCAGAUCCUAAGGCUUAG